AUGGCGGGGAGACAAUGUCAUCUGCUGCUAAUAGCCCUGGUGUUUUCAGGCAUUCGUACUGAGGACGUCUUCCAGCCCACCCUGGUGCUAGACAUGGCCAAGCUUCUGUUGGAGAAUUACUGCUUCCCUGAAAACCUGGUGGGGAUGCAAGAAGCUAUUGAGCAAGCCAUUAAAAACGGUGAGGUCUUGGACAUCUCCGAUCCCAAUCUUCUGGCCUCUGUUCUGACCGCUGGCGUCCAAGGUGCCUUGAAUGACCCGCGGUUGGUAAUCUCUUACGAGCCUUCGUCUCCCGUUGCCCCUAAGCAAGAAACAGAAGCUUCUCCAACAUCAGAGCAGCUCCUAGAACUUAUCCAACAUGUAGUGAAGUCCGAGGUACUGGAUGGCAACGUGGGCUACUUGAGGAUUGACUACAUCAUUGGUCAAGAAACUAUAAAGCGGAUAGGGGCGUUCCUCGUCGAAAAGGUAUGGAAGACCCUGAUGGAGACAUCGGCUUUGGUGCUAGAUUUACGUUAUGCCACUGGCGGGAAGGUCUCUGGCAUCCCCUUCAUCAUCUCCUACUUGCACCGCGAUGACCAACUGUUGCAUGUGGAUACCGUCUACAACCGGCAGUCCAACAGCACCACUGAAAUCUGGACCUUACCCAAAGUGCUGGGCACGAGGUACAGAAAGGACAAAGACGUUGUGUUGCUGAUCAGCCAAUACACCACGGGAGUGGCCGAAGCCGUGGCCUACAUACUGAAGCACAUGCGCCGGGCCAUAAUCGUGGGAGAGAGGUCCGCAGGGGGCUCCUUGGACAUUCAGAAGUUGCGAAUCGGGGAUUCCCAGUUCUACAUGACGAUUCCCUUGUCCCGAUCUGUGAGUCCCUUAAGCGGCAGUGGGCAAACUUGGGAAGGCAGCGGGGUGGUGCCGAGUGUAGCAACUUCAGCCGAACGAGCACUAGACGAAGCCUUGGCCAUUCUCUCGCUGCGCAAGGCCGUCCCCAGUACCAUUGACCAGCUGAUGACCGUCCUGAGGAACAACUACUCCAUGGUGGAUCGGGUGCCUUCGUUACUGCAGCACCUGGCCAGUUUUGACUGCUCUUCCAUCCUGUCUGCGGCAGACCUGGCUUCCAAGCUGAACGCCAAACUGCAGGCUGUGUCGGAAGACCCCCGUCUCUCUCUGCGAGUCACCACCGCUGGGGAGAUUGCCCCUGGACCGGCGGAACAGCGGAUCGCCACAGCUGCUGACCUGCCUGACAACGAGCAGUUUCUGCAAGCUCUGGUGGACACGGCAUUCAAGGUGUCGGUGUUACCAGGCAACGUGGGUUACAUGCGCUUUGACGAGUUUGCUGAUGCUUCCGUUCUGGGCAAGCUCGGUGCUUACAUUGUGCACCGAGUCUGGGAGCCCCUGCAAUCCACGGACAGCUUGAUCGUGGACUUGCGCUACAACCCCGGGGGCCCAUCCUCGAGCGCUGUGCCGAUUUUGCUUUCCUACUUUCAAGACCCCUCUGCCGGCUCUGUGCGCCUCUUCACAACUUACGACAGGGGCACCAACCGCACCCAGGACCACAACAGCAGACUGGAAACUGUUGCAGGCCCUACGGAGCCCAGCGUGGGGGUCUACCUGCUCCUCAGCCACCACACGGCCACAGCGGCUGAAGAAUUUGCCUACCUCAUGCAGUCCCUCGGUCGCGCCACUCUGGUUGGUGAGAUCACUGCAGGCCGUCUGCUCCACACACGGACCUUCUGCAUCCUGCAGCUCAGGGAGGGGGCGGGGCUGUGGCUCCUCAUCAACAUCCCCAUCAUCUCCUUCAUUGACAACCACGGGGACUCCUGGUUCGGUGGUGGGGUGGUACCUGAUGCCAUCGUGCUGGCUGAUGAGGCUCUGGAGAAAGCUCAGGAGGUGCUGGAGUUCCACAAGGGCAUGGGAGCUCUCGUUGAAGGGGUUGGGCAGCUGCUGGAGGCUCACUACGCCAUCCCAGAAAUGGCCAGGCGGGUCAGUGGCAUGCUCAAUUCCAAGCUGGCUCAAGGCGGGUAUCACAUGGCAGUGGACUUCGAAACGCUGGCUUCUCAGCUGACCAAUGACCUUCAAGAGGCCUCUGGAGACCACCAACUGCACAUCUUCCACAGCCACGUGGAGCCUUCCCCAGAGGAGCAACCUCCCAACAAGACCCCCACGCCUGAAGAGCUGAGCUACAUCAUCGAGGCACUCUUCAAAGUGGACGUCUUGCCGGGCAACGUGGGCUACCUGCGCUUCGACAUGAUGGCAGAGGCGGAGACGGUGAAGGCCAUCGGGCCCCAACUCCUGCAGAUGGUCUGGGAGAAGCUGGUGGGCACCUCUGCCAUGAUUGUCGACAUGCGCUACAACACGGGCAGCUACUCCAGCGCCGUGCCCAUCCUCUGCUCCUACUUCUUUGAUGCCGAGCCCCAGCAGCAUCUGUACACCAUUUUUGACCGGAGCACCUCUCACAGCACCGAAGUGUGGACCUUGCCCAAGGUGUCCGGCAAACGGUAUGGCUCAACAAAGGACCUCUUCAUCCUCAUUAGCCACAUAAGCGGCUCUGCGGUGGAGACUUUCACUCGCUCGAUGAAGGACCUCCACCGAGCCACCGUCAUAGGGGAGCCCACCGUGGGCGGUUCCCUCUCAGCAGGGAUUUACCGCCUGGGUGGCAGCCCCCUGUAUGCCUCCAUCCCCAGCCAGGUGGUGCUCAGCCCGCUCACGGGCAAAGUGUGGAGCUUGUCUGGGCUGCAGCCCCACGUCACCACCCAAGCCACGGAAGCCCUGGCUUCCGCUCAGGACAUCAUCGGCCUGCGCGCCCAGCUGCCUGGCGUGCUGCAGACGGUGGGCAAACUGAUUGCUGACAACUACGCCUUCGCCAGUCUCGGGGCAGAAAUGGCUGCCAAGCUGGCCGACCUUGCAUCCAAAGACACUUACAGGAGGAUCAACAGCGAGGCAGAGCUUGCGGAGGCGAUGGCAGCGGACCUGCAAGCCCUUUCCAGAGAUGCGCACCUGAAAAUAGCCCACAUCCCUGAGCACUUGAGGGAGCGCAUCCCAGGGAGUGUACCCGUGCAGAUUUCUUCCCCGGAGCAUUUGGAAGACUUCGUUAAGUUUUCUUUCCACACCAAAGUGUUUGAGAACAACGUCGGUUACCUGAGGUUUGAUAUGUUUGGAGACUGUGAACUUUUAGCCCAGGUCUCCAGCCUGCUGGUGGAACACGUCUGGAAGAAGAUUAUCAACACGGACGCCCUGAUCAUUGACCUGAGAUAUAAUGUAGGGGGCCCCACUUCCUCCAUAGCAACUCUGUGCUCCUAUUUCUUCGACGAAGGAAGCCCAAUUCUUCUGGACAAAGUAUACAACCGACCAAACAAUACGACGACUGACAUCUGGACCCAUUCACAGCUUAAAGGGGUGAGAUACGGUCUCCAGAAAGGCCUGGUCAUCCUCACCAGCUCGGUGACUGCAGGCGCUGCAGAGGAAUUUGUGUCCAUCAUGAAAAGGCUGAACAGGGCCUACAUCAUUGGGCAGAGGACCAGCGGGGGCUGCCACCCGCCUCUGACGUACCACGUGGACGGCACCGACCUCUACGUGACCAUCCCAGCAUCCCGAUCCGUCCUUUCCAUUGACGGCACCUGGGAGGGGGUGGGAAUAAGUCCUCACUUGGCCGUUCCCACCGAAGUGGCCCUCAUCCGAGCCAAGGAGAUGCUCAAUGCACACCUUCACCAGCCCAACUAGACUUUCUGAGAGGCACCAGAAAAGGUGGGAACACAGAAGAAGAUGCUGGAAAGGAGAAUGAGUGAAGAAAGGUACC
This is a messenger RNA of Heteronotia binoei (common prickly gecko), 3787 nucleotides long. It is a transcript of the gene RBP3, whose product is annotated as retinol binding protein 3. The record is from RefSeq and is a predicted model, not a curated record. NCBI's taxonomy places the organism in Eukaryota, Metazoa, Chordata, Lepidosauria, Squamata, Gekkonidae. Gene Ontology annotation, biological process: proteolysis. Gene Ontology annotation, molecular function: serine-type peptidase activity.